This is a messenger RNA of Bufo bufo (common toad), 2245 nucleotides long. It is a transcript of the gene TRIM46, whose product is annotated as tripartite motif containing 46. NCBI's taxonomy places the organism in Eukaryota, Metazoa, Chordata, Amphibia, Anura, Bufonidae. Gene Ontology annotation, molecular function: zinc ion binding; protein binding. The transcript has 9 exons. The record is from RefSeq and is a predicted model, not a curated record. The coding region runs from base 7 to 2181 and encodes 724 amino acids.
ACCAGUAUGAAGAACAUGGAGCGUGAGCUCUUGUGCCCAGUGUGUAAGGACAUGUACAAGCACCCUGUCAUCCUGCCGUGUAAGCACAACGUCUGCCAGGUGUGCGCCAGCGAGAUCCUGCUGCAGAGGGGCUAUGUGUGCGACCCCAACUCCGAGCCCAACUCACCCGCAUCCUCACCCUCCGCCCGCAGCCCACGGAUGGGCAGGAGAGUGGUCCCCAAGCAGGAGCGGCUAAUAAAGUCAGGUUUCGGCACUUACCCGGGCAGGAAGCGCUGCACGACCCACACACAGAGCGUCCUCUUCCCGUGUCCCUCCUGUCAGCUCGACGUGGACCUCGGGGAGCGGGGCCUGGGGAACCUGUUCCGAAACCUGACUCUGGAGCGCGUUGUGGAGCGUUACCGGCAGACGGUGAACAUCAGCACCGCCAUCAUGUGCCAGUUCUGUAAAGCGCCUCAGCAGGAGGCCAGCAAGGGCUGCACCGAGUGUAGGGCCAGCUUCUGCAACGAGUGCUUCAAGCUCUACCACCCCUGGGGCACCCAGAAGGCCCAGCACGAGCCCACCCCACCAACGCUAACCUUCAAGCCAAAGGGUCUCAUGUGUCCGGACCAUAAGGAGGAGGUCAUGCUGUACUGUAAGACCUGUCAGCGGUCGGUGUGUCAGAUCUGCCGGGUGCGGAGGACACACAGCGGCCACAAGAUCACCCCUAUUAUCAGCGCCUACCAGGCUCUAAAGGAGAAGCUGAGUAAGAACAUCUCGUACAUCCUGAGCAGUCAGCACCUCGUACAAGGACAGAUCAGUGAGCUGGAGGACAGCAUGAAACAGACCGAGCUGAAUGGAGCCAAAGCUCAGGAAGAGGUUCUGCAGCUGAUCGGCGCUCUGCGCUCCACCCUUGAUGAGAAGCAAGCGGCGCUGACGCGGGACAUCACCGAACGCCAACGUGAGCGCCGCUGCGUCCUGGAGGCCCAGGUGUGGGAGCGCCAGUCCUUGUUAGAGAAUUCGGGGCUGGUCAGCUACGCCCACGAGGUGAUGAAGGAGACCGAGCAGCCAUGUUUUGUCCUGGCAGCGAAGCAGCUACAUGAGCGCAUUGUCCGGGCCAUAGACUCCGUCCAGAGCUUCCGGUCCGCGGCCUGUGCCCCCCUGCCACCGGUCAGAAUGGACGUCAGCCGAGAGCUGAAGCUGCUGACGGAGCUGAACUUUGUCAGAGCUCCAGACGCUCCAGUCAUUGACACGCAGCGGACUUACGCCUAUGAUCACAUCUACCUGAGCUGGCGCCUCCCCCAGGACUCCGCGCCCGCCUGGCACUACACCAUAGAGUACCGCAAGAUGGACCCCAAGCACAAGACCCUGAAGCUGUGGCAGCGACGGGAGGAGGUGUGGAGCCUCAGCACCAUCUUAGAGGGUCCGGAUAUUGACAGCGUGUACGUGCUGAGGGUACGGGGCUACAACAAGGCCGGAUACGGGGAGUACAGUGAGGACGUCUACCUGCACACCCCUCCGGCGCCAGUGCUGAACUUCUUCCUGGACAGCAGCUGUGGAUUUCCUCGGGAUCGGCUGGUGGUCAGUAAGGAUCGCAGGGCGGUGCGCAGUGUUCCCGGGGUGCCCAUGCUCUUUGCUGCGGAUCGGUUAAUGACGAGCUGUCAUGUGUCCAUGGAGCUGGUGCUGGGGGACGUGGCCAUCACACAGGGACGAUACUACUGGGAGUGUUCUGUGGACCCCAGUUCCUAUGUGGUGAAAGUGGGAGUAGGACAGGAGAGUAAGCUGCAGGACCUUUUCCAGAUGCCCCAGGAUGUGGUUAGUCCUAGUAGGUAUGAUCCAGACAGUGGCCAUGACUCGGGGGCAGAAGAUGCGACUAUGGACAUGUCUCCGUCCUUCUGCUUCCUGACCAUUGGGAUGGGGAAGAUCCUGCAGCCUCAUGGCACGACCCCCACCUCCCGGGACCCCUCAGGCUGCACGGUUCCUCUUCCUCCGCGGCUAGGCGUCUGCCUGGACUAUGAGAAGGGCAGUGUGGGAUUCUUUGAUGCGGUGUCGCACCGCAGCCUGUGGGAGGGCAGCGUGGACUGCUCCGGACCUGUGUGUCCCGCCUUCUGCUUCAUUGGAGGUGGCGCCCUGCAGCUCCAGGAGCUGGUGUCCAUCAAACACGAGCGCAGGGUCACCAUAAGGGGCUUCACCAAAGCGGAAUGAAGGUGGCCGGGACAUGUCACCCCGCGGCCGGUCUCCUUGUCUCUUCCUCCUCUCUCCAUCCGGG